Molecule: messenger RNA, 3264 nt
Organism: Alosa sapidissima (American shad)
Lineage: Eukaryota; Metazoa; Chordata; Actinopteri; Clupeiformes; Clupeidae
Product: RNA-binding E3 ubiquitin-protein ligase MEX3C
Exons: 2
Coding region: 212-1921 (569 amino acids)
Molecular function (GO): RNA binding
Source: RefSeq, a predicted model, not a curated record
ACUUGCAGUGAAGAUGAGACAAAGAAGCCAAGGGAAGGCUAGAGGACUGUAGCCACUUUAAUAGAAAAAAGGUCCAAAAACAUUGGCCGUUACAGCCAAAACGGGUGUAACGUAUUAAGCCAACGAUAUUUUAAUUCCGUUAUUAUAUGAUUUACUUUGUUCCGCACGUGUUACACCGUAAUUGUCUAGGAAAAAACGUCAAGCAUUGACCAUGCCCAGUAGCACAUCUUUGUUGGAGAACGAGGAAACGGAGCCUGAGCUCCCGCCACUAGUCCAAACAUUUGCCGGCAUGGGCAUCGAUGACCACCUCGCUCAAAGCCAAACUGAACAGCCAACCCUUCCUCAUCCAUGUCGGACCUCGCCUUUCAGCUUGCUAGGAGCUGUUUUGGAUCUUCAGCCUUUACCGCUCAACCAAGCUGGAACGGAGGAGGACGACGAAGAGAAAUCAGACGAAGAGGCACUAAAUGAGAAUGAAUCUGUGAGCCAUUCACUGCUCGCACAGGCCCAUGUCUCAGGGCUAGGCUCUGUCAUGCUCCCAGGACAUGAGGCCCAAGAGCCAGUCGUCCUCUACAGUGAUGGGCUUGACGAUUCAUCUGCUCAGCCGGUUCCUGGGAUGAUAAUACCGUAUGGGGAACCUGGAUAUGAACCACCUCUGAUUAAUAUGAGAAGAAAGAGCGUCAAUACCAAGGAAUGUGUCGAGGUGCCUAGUUCUGAACACGUAGCUGAAAUUGUCGGCCGACAGGGUUGCAAAAUCAAGGCUUUGAGGGCAAAGACCAACACCUACAUCAAAACACCAGUGAGAGGGGAGGAGCCAGUAUUUGUAGUUACAGGCCGGAAAGAAGAUGUGGCCAUGGCUAAGAGAGAGAUCCUCUCAGCUGCUGAGCAUUUUUCCCACAUCCGAGCUUCCCGGAACAAGGCAGGACCGUUAACUACCGCCGCACCUGGUCUGUCAGGUGCCCCCACCUUACCUGGCCAAACCACCAUCCAGGUUCGUGUGCCAUACCGUGUAGUGGGUCUGGUUGUGGGGCCUAAAGGUGCUACCAUAAAGCGAAUUCAACAGCAGACUCACACCUACAUUGUCACACCCAGUCGCGACAAAGAGCCUGUGUUUGAGGUCACAGGAAUGCCUGAGAAUGUUGACCGAGCUCGCGAAGAGAUAGAAGCACACAUCGCCCUGCGCACAGGCAGCUGCGUUGAUAUGAGCACAGAUGACAACGACUUUCACUGCAACGGUACCGACGUCGGCUUCGAAACGGCCGCCCACGGGGCAUGGCUCCACUCAAAUACAGCCCUGCCAAGCGGAGUCCACCGGGGAACCGGCAAUGGCUCAGCCCGCAUCACCGCCAGCUAUCGCAACGACAGCUCGAGUUCCCUCGGCAGUGGCUCCUCCGACUCGUUCUACAGUGGUGGAGGAAACCGCAUGGCUGACUUCAGUCCCACGAGUCCAUUCAACAGCAACAGCAGCAGCAGCAGCGGAGGUGGGGGUGGAGGUGGUGGUGGUAGCUUCUGGUUUGGGGAGUCCUCCAUGCUCCCUGCAGGGUCUGAGGACCUGGCUGGGCUGGAUCCCCCAGGCUUCGACAGUCUUCCCCUAGCGACAGCGGCGCCCUUGGUCAAUCCCGUGCCGAUGGUGUGGAACCCCUUCGAGCAGGGCAUCCAUCUCUUCGAUGCCCGCGCCCCCUCGUUCCGCGACAGCCAGCCAGGGACCCCGCGCCUCUCACCCACCUUUCAGGAAGCCCUGGAGCACCCCAUGGCCCAGUUUGUGCAGAGCGGCUACCUCAGCUCGGAUGCACACAAGUUCCCCAACUACGGCCCUGCCUUCUCAUCCUCCAGCGACAGCACCACCUCCAACUCCCCUCCCGACCACCAGUUCUGUGGUCCAACCUCUCGAGGAGGUGGCCACUACUCGCUUCCAAGAGAGUGACGCCCAUCGUCACUGCCCCAUGUUCGACCGGCCCUGGGCACCCCGGUCUUUCCAGAGUAGUAUGCACUCACAGUAUUCUACACGGUGCAUAUCCCAUUUGCAUUUGUGUACCAGACCCAGGCUGUCAAGCUAGGUAGCAUUUGAGCUGAUCUGAGGUGUGAGAAGGGAGGUCCAUGGGGUGAGGGGGGAGCAUGUGUACUACUUGAUGUAAUGUUUGGGACUGGUCCUUAGGAUGUAGCUGGUAGUUAGAAGGGGGGGGGGGGGGGGGGGUUAAAGUAAGAAUAAGGAAAUAUCAAAGAAUAUGGAGUUUUAUUUUUGCAUUACAUUAAUCCUGUUAUUUUUUUAUCAUUUGUAUUUUUAUUUCCAGAAAUGUUAAAACGUACGGUUAAAGCAAAGUUUAAAUCAAGGCUAAUGUCUAACUUUUUUCCUGUCAUUUUAAAACACCCCAUGUGUUUAGCUGCUAUGUUGAUUUCAUGUAUCUUUUAUUUUUUCCCUCUUAUUUUUGAAUAUUUUUUUACAUUUUCAUCCUCAAAUUGCUGAAAUUGGGGUGGAGUAGGUUUUUCCUUGGGAAUUAAGAAGUGUUACGCACUGCCGUGCUUUCCAUUUCUUCAAAGAACAUGCUUAGAUUUUAUAUUUUCUAGUUACGUUUACAUUAACUCGUGCCUAAUCCAAUUCCACUUGAUUAAAAUCCAACCUUAGUUUUGUGGGCGUUGUGUUACCAUAGAACUCUAACUUACAAAAAGCAUGUCUGCGGCCUUUGAACCAUUGUCUCGGCUAGUUUAGCUAAAACACUAGACGCCAACUAUGAGCUUUUUGUUUGUUUUUUCAUCUUUGCUUUAACAGUGGAUGUACAGGAUAGUGGUCUUCGAUGUAGUGGAAAUGGGUGUGGUUCUUGCACUGACAUUCCAGCUUAACCUGUACAGUUUUCUCUUGUAGCAGGGAGAGUCAAGUGAAAAAGUGCACUCUUGAACUCUAGAAUUCUAGGCAGGGAACUCAAACAGUGUUGAGAAUGCAGCUGUCUGAGAUGGUUCUCAUUACAUCGCCUGAUUCAAAUAACUGACAACUUUAUUGCCUUAAAGGAACCAGCCAGAUCAUUCACUCUGUGGUCUGAGACAGUCAGCACGUCCGCAGAUAGAAAAAUCUUUUGCGCCAGGUACGUCCUAAGUACAUGGCGUGGAGAGUUCCACAAAUGUGAAGGCUAAGGCCACACCUGUUCUCAUGCGUCGGUGUGUGUGUGUGUAGUAGGGGCGGGAGCGGGAGCAAGCUGUAUUAGGGGUGAGUUGCUUUUCUCUGUGAUGUGCUCAUCAAUGUAGAAAGGUACACGUUGUCCACUGACAACACGG